Messenger RNA from Rhinolophus ferrumequinum (greater horseshoe bat), 4495 nucleotides. RefSeq names its product REST corepressor 3 (gene RCOR3). NCBI's taxonomy places the organism in Eukaryota, Metazoa, Chordata, Mammalia, Chiroptera, Rhinolophidae. The record is from RefSeq and is a predicted model, not a curated record. The transcript is spliced from 12 exons. Gene Ontology annotation, molecular function: transcription corepressor activity. Gene Ontology annotation, cellular component: transcription regulator complex; histone deacetylase complex. The coding region runs from base 193 to 1854 and encodes 553 amino acids. Gene Ontology annotation, biological process: regulation of transcription by RNA polymerase II; negative regulation of DNA-templated transcription.
GUUGUUGUGAGGCGACUGCGCUACUGCCGGACCGGGGCGGUUAUGGCGGCUCCAUAUUAACACCCUCCUCCUCCUCUGCCGCCGUCUCCUCCUCCUCCUCCUUUCCCUCCCGCCCGCACUCGUAAGCCAUCUCCCCCUUCACCCUGAACGCCUACCUCUUCCCCUCACCUUUCCCCCCUCCCCUCUUCUACCAUGCCCGGCAUGAUGGAGAAAGGGCCGGAGUUACUGGGGAAGAACCGAUCGGCCAACGGCAGCACCAAGAACCCGGCAGGCGGCGGUGGCAGCGGCGCCUCGUCCACCAACGGCGGGCUGCACUUCUCCGAGCCCGAGAGCGGCUGCAGCAGCGACGACGAGCACGAUGUUGGGAUGAGAGUCGGAGCUGAAUACCAAGCCCGGAUCCCUGAAUUCGAUCCAGGUGCUACAAAGUACACAGAUAAAGACAAUGGAGGAAUGCUUGUGUGGUCUCCAUAUCACAGUAUCCCAGAUGCCAAAUUGGAUGAAUAUAUUGCAAUUGCAAAGGAGAAACAUGGCUACAAUGUGGAACAGGCACUUGGCAUGUUGUUCUGGCAUAAACAUAACAUUGAGAAGUCCCUUGCCGAUCUCCCUAAUUUUACUCCCUUUCCGGAUGAGUGGACAGUGGAAGAUAAAGUCCUAUUUGAACAAGCCUUUAGUUUUCACGGGAAGAGCUUUCACAGGAUUCAGCAAAUGCUUCCAGAUAAGACAAUUGCUAGCCUUGUAAAAUAUUACUAUUCCUGGAAAAAAACUCGAUCUAGGACAAGCUUAAUGGAUCGCCAGGCUCGUAAACUAGCCAAUAGACAUAACCAGGGAGACAGUGAUGAUGAUGUAGAAGAAACACACCCAAUGGAUGGAAAUGAUAGUGACUAUGAUCCAAAAAAAGAAGCCAAGAAAGAGGGUAAUACUGAACAACCUGUCCAAACUAGCAAGAUUGGACUUGGAAGGAGAGAGUAUCAGAGUUUGCAACACCGCCAUCAUUCUCAGCGUUCUAAAUGCCGUCCACCUAAAGGCAUGUAUUUAACUCAGGAAGAUGUGGUAGCUGUUUCCUGUAGUCCCAAUGCAGCCAACACCAUCCUGAGGCAACUGGACAUGGAGUUGAUCUCUUUAAAACGUCAGGUUCAGAAUGCUAAGCAAGUAAACAGUGCACUUAAACAGAAAAUGGAAGGUGGAAUCGAAGAAUUCAAACCUCCUGAGUCAAAUCAGAAAAUUAAUGCCCGUUGGACCACAGAGGAGCAGCUUCUAGCAGUGCAAGGUGUCCGAAAAUAUGGUAAAGAUUUUCAAGCUAUUGCAGAUGUAAUUGGCAACAAGACUGUUGGCCAAGUGAAGAACUUCUUUGUAAACUACAGGCGUCGGUUUAACUUAGAGGAGGUAUUGCAGGAGUGGGAAGCAGAACAAGGAACCCAGGCUUCUAAUGGUGAUGCUUCUACUUUAGGGGAGGAGACAAAAAGUGCUUCUAAUGUGCCAUCAGGGAAGAGCACUGAUGAAGAAGAGGAGGCACAGACCCCACAGGCUCCUCGGACUCUGGGUCCAUCACCUCCUGCCCCAUCAUCCACUCCAACACCAACAGCCCCCAUUGCCACUCUGAACCAGCCUCCACCACUUCUUCGUCCAACACUGCCUGCUGCCCCUGCUCUUCACCGGCAGCCUCCUCCACUCCAGCAGCAGGCUCGGUUCAUCCAGCCCCGGCCAACUUUAAAUCAGCCUCCACCACCUCUCAUUCGCCCUGCUAACUCUAUGCCACCCCGCCUAAACCCAAGACCCGUGUUGUCCACGGUUGGUGGUCAGCAGCCACCGUCACUUAUCGGAAUUCAGACAGACUCACAGUCCUCACUGCACUAAAAUUAAAUCGGACAGAGUUGCAGUAACUUCACCCUCCAUUAUUACCAGUGCUCAUCUGACUGAGGCAAGAGAGGAAAGACUAAUCUUCCUACAUACUGAGGCUGCGAACUAGUUCUGUGGCAGUGGGCUAGCAUAAGUGGAUGUCUAAGAAAUUUUUUAGUUCACGCAUCUGAGAUGUUACACGACAAAAAGCCUACAGUUGGCCUCCUUUCUAGAGUAUAUGUUCAGCGACAUGAUCUUAUAAAAGGAAAAAAAAAAAGAUUAAGUAUUCUAUAUACCAAGGGUUUUUUGUUUUGUUUUUACUGUAUUUAUUUUCUUGAGAUUCUUUAUAUUCCUGCCUCUUCAUAGUCAAGGCUCUUAGUACAGGAAUAUUGACUUAGGAAUUGGGAAAACUCCUUAAAUUUCUUAAGUUAAGGAUGUUUGACUUUUUCUUUUUUCUUUAAUUUAAUUUUAACAUUUUCCUAUGUUAGGAGUGCAAGAAUAAAUAACCUGCAUUUCAGAUUUUGACGUAUGUUCAUUUAAUGCAUAUUUAAGAAAUUAUAGCUGCAUAUCCCUUUUUUCAAAAACAAUCUUGCUUUUUUUUCUAAAGGAAUGUUAAUAUAUUCCUUUCAAAGAAAGCAAUUUAAUCAAUUGCAAAGCAAUUGUAUGAAACCACAAAGAAUGUACUGGACCUACUAACUGUUUAACAUACAGUUUAGGGUCCUAGUGCAACGUCCUUGCUUAAAGGUCAUUGACCCAUUAUCUGUCAGUAACUAGAGGAGCGGAAUCAUAAUUUUACUAUGAAUGAGGACUUAAUUUGUUAAAGUGUGAUGUCUUUAAGUUCCUUGAAAAUGGAGUUAAUUUUGAUUUUUCCUUUUUUUUUUUUGUUUCUAAAUGCUAUCUGCUUUUAACUCGUAGUUGCCUACAUUUGGGGACUUUAGAAUUAUAUUUUGUCAGUUACGUGGAGAUAGUGGUUAUGGAAGCAUUUAUUUACAAUGCCCUUUUUGUGUUUAGGUUCUGAACUUAAAAUUGCCCUCAUACUUAUUAAUAUGGUCUGCAUUUGAUAUAAAGGAUGAUUUCUUGAUAAAUCUCUAUUGUAUUAUUUGGGUACAUUUGUGUAUUCCUUGCAGCCGACCUGUAUGGCUGGUUUUGGUUUAGGAUUAAAUCAUCAACAUUAUUUUAUAAAAUAAAUUUAAGAAUUUGUUCUGUGUUAUCUAAAGAUGUAUCAGUAUAUUGUCACGAUUGUGCUGUUAACCUAAAAUGCUGAGACCCCUUUUUAUAAAGAAACAAAAAAAUUUCAAGUCUUCUUAAUUCAACACAUAAUCAUUAGGCACCUACAAAGAAUAUUUUACAAGUGAUAGUAUUUCAAUGAUGUGUUACUAAUAUUUUUGAUAACAAUGAUUUCAUAUUGGAAUCAUGACGUGUGCAAAGGGACAGAUCACUUAGAUUGCUAUACUAGUGGAACUUAAGGCUAAAUGUUUGCACAUUCAUAUUCUCAUCACAUUUAGAACUACUUCAUGAAACGGUCAACAUCUAAGGACCUACCGGUAAUAGAUGUUCUGAGAGGUCUUAUAGUCCCAUAUUAUUGGGAAAAUAGUCCCUACCUUUGGCUGUAAAGCCUUAAAGAGCUAUGGAGUUAAAUCCACUGAUUAGUUUUAAUUUUGUAGUUUAGACUACUAUCCACAAGGACUUUAAAUUCUGGCAUAAUCUAAAACUUUUUCCAGGAUGUGUCUGUCAUUCUCAUUGGAUCAUCUUCAAUAGUUCCUGCCCCUAGAUUGUAACCAGAUAAAAUAUGAUUUAAAAUACUUAAGUAUUCAAGAAUUUAUACUUAUUUUUACUUUAAAAUCAUGGGGGACAGUUAGUUCUAUCUUAAAAAUAUAUAAAGCAUUUUUUAAUGUACUUAGAGUGUCUUGCAUAUGUGCAUACUAUAUGGCUUUUACUGUCUUGUCUCUUGUCAGUAGACCUUCAGUAUACAGUAUGUGGGAUACGUCAGUCAAGUUGGUCGGCACCAGCAUCUGUCCAGCUGUGAAAUAUAUUGUGAUUGAUUUAAAAUCUAUCCCAGCCGUGGGCCAAGGUGCUGUAUCUGAGGGAUGUGCUGUUAUUUGAUUUACAUACACUAGAGCACACAGUAGGAAAAUCUUAGCUUCAUUAGUAAUAUGACACAUGUAUAUAGUGAGAUGUCUUUAUUGUGUGCUUUGCAUAUUUUGUAAAUAUUUUGCACGUCAUUAUUUUUCUUUUUUGUUUAAGCAGUGUUUGGCCUGGAAGAGUGAUAAUGCUUGCUGCUUAAUCAAAGGAUUAAAGAGUUAAAGAUGUCUAUGUCUUCUAUUUUUAUAUAAUUUCAUGUUGUAUGAGGAAUUUAGGACCUCUUCACUGUGAAAUUCUAAAUAUUGGGUUUGUUUUUAUAAAACAGCAAAACCUAGAAAUGUUUUAAUGACCAUUUCAUUAAUUUCAAGGUUAUUAUUUUUGAAAAUGCUACACCCAAGUAUUUUUUUCAUUACGUAACUAACAAUAAAUCACACUGUUGAUAAUACCUGGUAAUAUUAAUGAACAAAUAUUUUUCUGUAGUUUAAUUCCAGUGUAGUAUGGAUAGAGGGAAAGGUCAAAAUCUUAAUCUGACAAGCUAGUAAAAUAUAAUGUAACAUAAAGAUGAAAGAAUGUAAAA